AUGACUAAAUCCCGCCCCUGGGCAUCCCUGUCCCCCGAGAUCCGCCACAAAAUUCUGAAGGAGGUUGCACAGCAGAAGCGCGCCGGCCGGGCUUCGUUGGCCUCUGUCAAGAAGGAGUGGCAACUCGUAAUCGCGAAGGAAGACUUUCGUUUCCCACUCUUGGUCGUAAAUCUUCCCACAACUCUCAAGAAGGUCUCAGUCAUUGAGGAUUUCAGCGGCAGUCUUACUGCGGUACUAGUGGAAGACCGGAACCAGAACCCCAUAUCCAUGCGGACGCAGGAGGCUGCCCGUGUCGUGGAUCCGGGAAUAGGCGCGGACUUUGCCUCCAAAAGCCGCGACCUUGAACAAUUCUCGGUGUCGUACAUGGGAGCCGGCAUGACGGCGCCGCGGACGCCCAGGCUGCGGAGUCUGGCGAUCUGGGAUGGCUGGCACGGGAACGCGUGUGCUUUCAUCUACCACACGGACCGAAACUACGCCUAUGUCACCUGGCGCGGUACUUUGGAGAUGGACCUCAGCCCUCAAGCGGUGGAGGUGUAGGAAAGCGUGGCCUUGGAGAGUCGUCCAUGUCCGCUGCGGGCCACAAGCAACAGGUUCAAAGCGUCAUUGGGUCUCACGGCGACGCCAUCUAUCGUGUGGCCUUGCCGUGUCCAGUGAUCGCCCCCGAAUCGCUGGGCAAAUCCUGGAGGAAGGAAGAGGAAGAUAAUACUUAGCUCAGAUGGAACAGUGUGCUUUCCGCUGACCAUGGUAAGCGCGGCGUUCUGGCCAUCUCUCGUGUGCAUUACUAGGGCCCGUCCCCUCCCGUCCUUGUCAUCUCCCCCUCUUUCUCUUCUCACACCAAUGUUCACAGCAUCACUAUCAGC
Molecule: messenger RNA, 860 nt
Organism: Parathielavia appendiculata
Lineage: Eukaryota; Fungi; Ascomycota; Sordariomycetes; Sordariales; Chaetomiaceae
Exons: 3
Coding region: 1-537 (178 amino acids)
Source: RefSeq, a predicted model, not a curated record